Molecule: messenger RNA, 3188 nt
Organism: Alosa sapidissima (American shad)
Lineage: Eukaryota; Metazoa; Chordata; Actinopteri; Clupeiformes; Clupeidae
Gene: slc44a4
Product: solute carrier family 44 member 4
Exons: 23
Coding region: 302-2464 (720 amino acids)
Biological process (GO): thiamine pyrophosphate transmembrane transport; choline transport
Cellular component (GO): plasma membrane
Molecular function (GO): thiamine pyrophosphate transmembrane transporter activity
Source: RefSeq, a predicted model, not a curated record
UCACAGAGCAGGUGUCGACAUCACAAUUGGUAACGAGCGCAGGGAACAAACGAAAAAGAUUUGCCGUAUUUUCAUGCUGAAACCCCUGCUACUCAAGUCAGGUUUAUUUUAUUUCUUGGAUCCAUGUUGCCCUAAAGACACUUUUAACAGUUUCUACAGCAGAGAGGCGUUUUUAACGGGGAAUCGAACAACUUAAGAUGGGAAAAGACAAGUCUGAGGACAAAUCAGAAUAUGGACUAGUCAGUGCAAGUGUUCAUCUGCGGAUCAGCUGCGUGCGAAAUCUGCAACUUUACAUCUCCAUAUGGUUACCCCAUCCCAAAGCUCUGCCAGGCCUGGCUUAGUGUAUGGGGAUGCAGCACAGUAUGACCCAACAUUCAAUGGACCUAUUCAUAACAGGAGCUGUACAGACAUCAUCUGCUGUGUCCUCUUCAUGCUGGUCAUCGCUGGUUACGCGGUAGUGGGCAUUUUGGCUUGGCUGUAUGGAGACCCCAGGCAUGUUCUGUACCCGAGAAACUCUACUGGGAUGUUCUGUGGCAUUGGACAGAAUGAAGGGAAGCCCAACGUCUUUUACUUUGACCUCCUCAAGUGUGCCACAGGAACAAACCUAAUGGCAGCUGCCCUCAAUGGCCUUCAGUGUCCCACUACACAGGUUUGUGUUGCCAAGUGUCCCAAAGAAUUCUGGGCUCUUUCACUAGAAGCCUACCUCCCAGGUGCACAAGCAAAGAAUUUUUUUCAGCAAGAGCUUUGUGUCCCAUCAUUUGACCUGGCCACUACCACUCUGACAGUGGCGGAGAUUAAGGACAGAGAGUUGUGUCCAUUCUUCUAUACCCCUACAUCCCCAGUUUUAGGAAGGUGUUUGCCUUCUCUUGGGUCACUCAACAUAAUUCCCACCAACUUCAGCAUCCCUGGGAUGACCAUUAAUGACACAGUGAACACCCUCAAGCAGGGAUCUGGUGACGUCGUGUCUAGCUUUAACGCCAAGGAAGUUGGUGUCCGCAUCUUUGAGGACUUUGCGUCGUCAUGGCAAUGGAUCCUCCUGGGGUUAUUCAUAGCCAUGCUGGUCAGCCUGAUCUUCCUCCUGCUCCUGCGCUUCUUGGCUCCCAUAAUAAUCUGGGGGCUCAUCAUUGGACUUCUGGGUGUUGGCGCCUUUGGUAUUUGGUAUUGCUGGAGAGAGUAUGAUGGAUUGAAGAACAGUCAAGCCACCUUUCAGGACAUUGGCUUCACCACAGAUGUUCAAGUCUACCUACAAGUCAGAGACACUUGGCUGGCAUUUUUGAUCAUCCUGAGUGUAAUUGAGGGGAUAAUUCUUCUGACUCUCAUCUUCCUACGGACUCGGAUCUUCAUUGCCAUUGCCUUAAUCAAGGAGUCCAGCAAGGCUGUGGGCUACAUGAUGUCUACACUCUUCUUCCCCAUCUUCACAUUCAUCCUGCUCGUGGUGUGUGUGUCAUACUGGGGCAUCACGGCUUUAUAUCUGGCCACCUCUGGCGGUCCGGUGUACAAUGUAGUGGCCCUCAACUCCACUGAAGCUGACUGCAAAAAUGUGAAUGGAAAUGACUCCUGUGACCCUUUGACAUUUAACUCCAGCAGCUACUCCUGCCCGUCAGUUCGCUGCAUCUUUGUGAAGUACAACGACGAGGGCCUUUUCCAGCGCAACCUUUUCAAUCUGCAGAUCUACAAUGUGGUUGCCUUCCUGUGGUGUGUGAACUUUGUCAUCGCUCUAGGCCAGUGCACCCUGGCUGGGGCGUUCGCCUCGUACUACUGGGCCUUCAGCAAGCCAUCUGACAUCCCCUCGUUCCCGCUGGCGCAGUCUUUCAUGCGCUCUCUACGAUACCAUGUUGGCUCUCUGGCGUUUGGGGCUCUUAUCCUUACACUGGUGCAGGUCAUCAGGAUCAUACUGGAGUACCUGGAUCACAAGUUCAGAUCUGCUCAGAAUAGUUGUGCACGUUUUCUGAUGUGCUGUCUGAAGUGCUGCUUCUGGUGCCUUGAGAAGUUCAUCAAAUUUCUCAACAGGAACGCUUACAUCAUGAUUGCUAUUUAUGGCAAAAACUUCUGUGUAUCAGCCAAAAAUGCCUUCAUGCUACUUCUGAGGAAUGUUGUAAGGGUCGUGGUGCUGGAUAAAGUGACAGACCUGCUGCUAUUCUUUGGAAAGUUAUUAGUAGUUGGUGGAGUCGGUGUGCUGGCGUUCUACUUCUUCUCGGGGAGAAUCGAGGUCCCAGGCGGCUCUUUCCAGGCCAGCUCUCUGAACUACUACUGGAUGCCUAUAAUUACGGUGGUGGUAGGAUCCUAUCUGAUUGCACAGGGAUUCUUCAGCGUCUACAGUAUGUGUGUUGACACACUCUUCCUCUGCUUCUUGGAGGACUUGGAACGUAACGACGGCUCAAUGCAGAAACCAUACUACAUGUCCAAAAACCUGAUGAAAAUUCUCAACAAAAAGAACAAGCAGGCCAAAAAUGCUGAAGAUUGACAGAGGCCUCCCAUUCCCAUCUGUCGUCCUCCUUUUAAAAGUAAAUAUCAGGUUCAGCACUCACUGAUGCAAAUGAUGUUCAUGCCCCCCUCUCUCCAACCUGAUGUUUAAAAUGCGCUCAAACUCCUUCUAUUUUUCCUUCUAUCUGAUGCAAAUGAUGUUCAUGCCCCCCUCUCUCCAACCUGAUGUUUACAAUGCGCACAAAUUCCUUCUAUUUUGCACUUUUCUUCUUUCUUUGGGAUUCAAAUCGUGGUCCAGAUGGUCUACACCAUUUAAGUUAAAACAUUGUCUGACUGACACCAUAGACACAUAUCAUUGGACAACUUUUUUUUUUUAUCUUCCAAAAUAAUGGGCCUUAAGAUGUGUAGUCUAAAUGAAUACAGACUACCUGUUUUACUGUUUAUUUAAUUAUACGCAUUAUAUGUGUAUAUAAUAGAAUAGCGGAUACCAGUUUGCUAUCCAGUUGAAUUUCCCUUUCUAUAAAAUAAAAAGCCCCAAAUGUACAGGAUUCAAAAUUCAGAUAGAUUUUGAAUCAUAAUUUAUUAUUUUACCAAAAGUAGAUUGUUUUGAUUUUAUGUUGGAUGUCUGUUGAAAACACACUCACUAGCAGUGAGUGGGCCAAAACAUUGUAAAUGAUUUCAUUUAUACAGAAUUUUUAUGUUUUUAGUCUUUGCAAUGAAAUGUUUAUAUUUAUCUGAAUAAAACAAUGAUACAGUUCAACAUC